Molecule: messenger RNA, 15860 nt
Organism: Paramuricea clavata
Lineage: Eukaryota; Metazoa; Cnidaria; Anthozoa; Malacalcyonacea; Plexauridae
Source: the annotation of a GenBank genome assembly
AUGGGAAGAUCUAGUAGGAAGUUUUGGAAGUGGCAGGUUCUAACCAUUGUAGGUAAGUUUAGGUUUGAAGCCUUCAGUAUAAGGUUUGAAAACGACAGUAUUUGAACCAUGCCAAUUAAAUAUUUGUUCACUUGACAAUAUAAUCGUGUUUAAUCGAUGUUGUGUACCGUAUCAACUAUAUACUCUGUAAACAAUUAUCGGUAUAGCAUUGCGGUGUUUGCAAAACUGUAUAUACGUUUGAUUUUUUUUCUGUGCUGGUUUUGUGUACUCAGGUGAAUAAUUAUGAUAUGUUUGUGAUGUUACUCUUUGUUUAACCUCGCUGUCAUGCAGUUGCAUUUGAGUUUUAUAACUGUUUAAGUUUGUGAAAAACUAUAUUCAUAAUGACCAUAUGACAGUCGCUUGUUCCAAAAUAUAUUUUUCCGUUUUGAAGCAUGCAUAUACCAUAAGUAUGUAGGCCAUGCUCUAUUUUCAAAGCAUGAUCAUUAUUAACUGGAGCUCUACAGAUAAAAAUUCCGCGUGUAUAAUUAUACACACGCCCUGGUCGAAAGGUCUAUCAGUUUCAGCUAGGUUAUUUAGUUCAAGCCUGGGGCUGGGAUGGAAACUUUCCAUGUAAUGAGGUCGCUAAAACUGCACUUUUUAAUUUCACCGGCUAAUUAUUCAUACUUUAAAUAGUUGCCUAUAACUCGAAAAGCUUAUCUUUUGUGUAUUAUAUAGUAUCACUACUAACUGUGCCAACUCGAGGAAUGGAGGACUACAAAUUAUUGAAAAAAGAGGUAAAAUAGUGUGAGAAAAACUGAAAUUUUACGUAUAGCUUCAAAUUUGCUAGUUUAUUUGAGUUUAUUGAAGUUCGUCACAAGUGUAGAACUAUAAAAACUGGCAUGGGUGACAAAAAAGAGAACAGGCUAUACCCCUGUCCCUUUGACUAGGUCAUAGUACUGCAGAUUGCCUGCAGAUUAAUUAACCAUAUGGCAAAAGCUGUAGACUGUAUAUAGAAAAGAGCGGUACACAGUUUAAAGAGGACCCCCAUUCAAAGUCUAGACGGAGUGCAGGGGAGUCGGGGACUACUCAGAAGAUGUAAAAUUUCCGAAAUGCUUAAACUUUGCCAUUUUGCAUCCUUGCUCGGGACUCCUAAUUUACCUGGGGUCCCCAAAGAAGGAUUUCGCCCUUGCAUCGUCAAACUUUCUUAAAGACUUCGAAGCAAGAUCAAGGAGAUGCAGAACAAAUGUCAUUCAGCAAAACACCUAUAUAAGAGGCUCGAAUGUCAAUUUAUGUUGUUUUUUAUUCCAGACAAAGGAUUUUAAAAUUCACGAAAUGAUGAAUAAAGAGGAACUGAUUAAGUAUUUUGCUGUAUCCAAACCACACGAAGGUGAGUUCCGCCAAGACUCAUUCAUCAGUCCGAGUGGCAUUAGAAAACAAAACUGCCUGGGGCAGCUUGGACUAUACAAUUAUUUUAUGGUUUCCGUGUUUGGAUGGCCCAAUCCAAACACGCGGGAAUGUUGCGAGAGUUAAGAAAAGCGCGCGAAACACGAGCCGAAGGCGAGUGAUUUUGCGCGCUUUUCUUAUCUCGAGCAACAUUCCCAAGUGUUUGGAUCAGGCCAUCCAAACACGGAAACCAUAAAGUAAUUGUUUUAUAAAACUAGUUUACCCACAGGGUAGUGAAUGCUGCCUUGUUAUAGCAUUGUUCCCAAAUCUUUAGUAUUUUAAAGUAUAAGAGUAAGAAAUAUUUGUAAUCACCAUUCCCCAAUUAACCAAAAUUUUGAUCUCAACAAGUCUAGACAAAAUUCCAUCAUAGCAUGAAAGAGCAUCUAUUUAUUAAGCAAUCGUGAGAUUAUAUACAUGGAAAGAAUAUGGAAAUUAUGUUAAAAGCACCCCGUAUAAUGACGAAAGCACCGCGUAUAAUGCUCGAACCACUGCGUAUAAUGGCGAACGCACCGCGUAUAAUGGCGAAAGCACCACGUAUAAUGCUCGAACCACUGCGUAUAAUAGCGAAACCACCGCGUAUAACGCUCGAACCACUGCGUAUCGACAAAAUGCCGUUUGAUCACUUACGCCAGCUAUGGCUUUCCAUAAAGAAAACCAAAGAUGAAAGAUGAUCACAUUGCUUGUUUGCCUUAUCAUAUGCCUGUUUAUUAAGCAAGAUUACAGAAUAGCCUGCCGGCCCGGGAGCAGUGCAUUGUGGUAGGCCGAAAUACGCCGAAACGAUCGAGAUUUCAUCUGCCUUAUAUAUAUAUAUAUAUAUAUAUAUAUAUAUAUAUAUAUAUAUAUAUAUAUAUAUAUAUAUAUAUAUAUAUAUAUACCGGGUGUCCCAAAAAAAAGUACGCCGGUUUGAUUCGUAAUUACUUCUAAACAAGUACAGCUUUUAAAGAGAAAUAACUUGCAUCAAAUAGAGAAAAGACUGACUUAGAUUUUGACAUAUUACUGUUGUAUUUCACUUAAAAAUUCACGGAGAUAUUAAUGCUUAAAAUCGGAAGCAUAUUUCUGGAUUUGUCUGAAAUGUGCAAAAAAAACGGCGUAUCAAAUAUUAAUCAAGAUUUGCCCAACUGAAACAUGCACUAUUACCAGUAAAUAAAUGACACUUGACAAAUUGUUUAUUAUGAAACAAAGGAUUAUUAUCUACAAAAUACAAGCAAGAUUUAUUCGUCCGAAAUCCGCGUGUGUUCCUAGCACGAAUACGUUUCCUUAUUUCAUGAGACCACUGCAUCGCGAAGGAUCGUCAUGGAUCGUUCGUAGUUCUGAAUUAGGGCAUGCUGUCACAAUGGAAUUGUGAAGCUCUUCUAACUUCUGCAACGUUCUGAAAUCUUGUUAAGAACACCCGAACUCUUUUGCCUUUUCUUAAUCUUGGCAAGUUCAGAAUAAACAGAGAAUGAAACACAAUCAAACCAUACAACUCCAUAAGACAUAACAAGCAACUCCCCAGAGACAUCCAACAUUUUUGGAACAAAACGUAACAAAAUAGUAGCGUUGAUACUCUGAUGUGUAUUUGCAAAAAGCAAUAUUAUUUCCUUCAUUAAAGAAUAAUAUUCAUCUUGCUAUAACCAAGAAAUAAUCAACUGUUUUGAACUCAUGAAAAACAUAAAAAAAUUAGGCUAUUUAAGAAAAGCUAUUUAAGCGCCUGCCUUGCAUGGUCUUUCAUCUACUUUUAAGUUUGUAAAAACCUAUUAAAUACUUGCAUAAUUUCGAACGUUCAUAUUUCAGGAAACAAUGAGCUAAGACUUACAAGUAAGUGUUAUGUAAGAUGUAUAAAUCUACGCCAUAUCCCUUACAAACCCUAACGAUAAUUCGCUGAAAUACAAGUUAGCCUGAUAUGUCAUUAAGCAAACAAACGCUGGAGUUAAUAUUUGAUAUGCCGAUUUUUGCUAAUUUUAGACACAUCCCAAAAUAUGCUCCCGAUUUUGAACAUUAAUAUAUCCGUGAAUUUUUAAGUAAAAUACAACUGUAAUAUAUCAAAAUCUAAGUUAGUCCUUCCUCUAUUUAACGCAAGUCAUUUCUAUUUGAUAGCUUUACUUGUUUAGAAGUUAUUAUAAAUCAAACGGGAGUACUUUUUUUUGGGACACCCGGUAUAUAUAUAUAUAUAUAUAUAUAUAUAUAUAUAUAUAUAUAUAUAUAUAUAUAUAUAUAUAUAUAUAUAUAUAUAUAUAUAUACAUAUACAUAAAGAUUAGGACUGCUGCCUCGCUCGCUCGCUUCAUGCUCGCUCGCUACGGCAGCAAUAACAACUUUCCGUGUUAAAAUUUCACUUUAAAAAACUUUCACUUUAAAUUUCCGUGUUUGGAUGGCUUGAUCCAAACACGGGUUUCGACCAAUCAGAGCACGCGUUAUAUACAUGUUAUUUUAUAAUACUUUUUACCACAAUUUUGUAGUUAUUAAAUAAUAGUUACUCUAAAAUACGCAACUUUGAUUGGUUAAUUAACUAUCGCACUAACUGUAGUUAACAUUUUAAACUACCUUUUUAAACAACCAGACCGUGUUCGUAUCCAUGAGGUCGUAUCCAUGAGAACGAGCCUCGUUUAUAUGUUUACCUUUAUUGUACACCUACAAGUUUUUAAUGCUUUUAAAUUAAACUAAAAAAUUAAACUUCACUAAUUAACUGCGCCUUAAGCCGGUUGCAGACGAGCAAGUUUUCUAUUACAAGUUUCUAUGUGACAAGUUUUAUUUGCCAAGUGCACGUGUGUAUAUGCAACACAUUUUAUAUGACAAGUUUUCAUAUGACAAGUUUUACUUACUGGUGUGAACGUGUCAACAAGUUUACUUUGACAAUUUAUUAGUAGCCAGCUGGCCAAUCACAUCAAAUGCUCAGAUUACUUUGACAAGUUUUCUUUGUUGACCCAUACAGACGAACAAAAUUUGUACUUUGACAUUUUUUUCUAUGACAAGUGCACUUGUCAGUCAAAAGCUAACAUGCUAGCAAUUGUCAAAGUUGCGUGUACAGACGAACAAAUAAAACUUGUCACAUAAAAACUUGUCAUAGAAAACUUGCUCGUCUGUAACCGGCCUCUAAUUAACCCCCGUAUCAACAGUGUGAUCAUGGUCUCUAUGUAGAUACUGUAUAUAUUCCGUGUAAAUUGGAAAUUGUUAUGCUAAAAUAAUAAAUUUUGUUUCAUUCUUUUACACGCAGUUCCAGAUUACGAUAUCUCUUAUCCAACAUCAGUGAAUGACGAAGGUCAUGAACUACAAGAGCACGAGAUCUUUAAAAGAAACCUAAACCCUUCAAUUGAACAAAGGUUUUACCAUAUGGAUGCGUUUGGUAAAAGAUAUCUUUUGAACGUAACAAAAAAUGAGAAUUUACUUGGACCGAAUUUCCACAUUGAGAUGAGAAAUCCGGAUGGGUCAAUUAGUGUUUCCGGUGCUCCUCAUCGUAAUUUUUAUCAUGGACAUCUGUUCUCUAAACCUGAUUCCUUCGUGGCUGUGAGUGAUAAUCAAGGUUUGGUAAGUGUCCCUAAAGCUGAGAUUAUAUACAAAAAUAUAUAAAAAUAAAUUGAAUCAUGUAAUAAAAACAGCAAAAAAGAAAUAUUAUGAAGAACAACUAAUAAAAUAUACAAGCAUAAUACAAAAUGCUUAUGGAAAACAAUUAAUGAAAUUAUGAAUAAACAUAGAAACAAUAGAAUUUUACCAAAGCAAUUCAACGGAGACUCUCCAGAUGAAAUCAUUGAUGAUCCAUACAAAAUAGUAAAUAAAUUCAACGAGUAUUUUGUAAAUAUUGGACCAGGUCUAGCAAAAAAACUUCCAGACAAUGAAAUAACCUUUGACAAAUAUAUGACUAAUAAGAAUAAUAAUGAUUUUUUUAUUGAGCCAGUAACCAAAUAUGAAAUCGAAAUUGAAAUACAAAACUUAAAUUCCAAAAAAAGUCCAGGCUAUGAUGGUAUAAGUUCACAAGUUAUUAAGACAAUUGCUAAGGAAAUUUCUGAAACCUUGUCACACAUAUUCAACUUGACUUUCCUUAGUGGAACUAUUCCUAAUGGCCUAAAAAUAGCUCUAGUUACCCCAAUUUACAAAGCAAAUAAAAAAAAAUGAAUUCAAAAAUUAUCGACCAAUUUCUGUACUCUCUUGUUUUUCUAAAUUACUAGAAAAAUUAAUGUGUAAGAGAUUAAUUAAGUUCAUUGAAAAAAAUAAAUUAUUAACACAUAGUCAGUAUGGUUUUAGAGAAAAUAGAUCCACCGAGCAUGCAGUCAUUGAAGUUGUUGACAAAGUUAGUAAAGCAAUCAAUAAAGGUGAAUACACUAUAGGAAUCUUUCUUGACUUGUCAAAGGCCUUUGACGCUAUUAAUCACAAGAUUCUGAUUCAAAAACUGGAACACUAUGGUAUACGGGGAAUACAACUAUGGUUUAAAGAUUAUUUGGAAAAUAGAAAACAAAUAGUGAAAUAUGAUCAAGUUAGGUCAAAUGAAAUGGUGAUUAGAAGUGGGGUUCCACAGGGAUCAAUUCUUGGACCAAUUCUAUUUUUGCUUUACAUAAAUGAUAUUGAACAGUGCAGCAAAUUACUUUCAUUCAUAUUAUUUGCUGACGACACUAAUAUAUUUUAUAGCAACAGCUGUCUUAAAUCGCUUAAUGUAAUCUUACAAACUGAAAUUAACAAAGUUACAGAAUGGUUAAACGUCAAUAAAUUAUCUCUAAAUAUCCAAAAGACAAAAUUCAUUUUAUUUAGACCUUCUAACAAAAACCAAAACAUGAAAUUCAAAUUAUUAUGAAUGAUGUAAAUGUAGAACAAGUUAAAAGUACAACAUUUCUUGGUAUCAUCAUUGAUGAAUGUCUGAUAUGGAAUGAUCAUAUAACUAAUGUUUCAAAAAAACUUUUGAAAGCGUCCGGAAUAAUAAUGCUAAAAUUAGACAUUUCUUAAAUCGAAAUGCUAUCAAACUAAUUUAUUAUGCAUUGGUCUAUCCAUAUCUGAUUUAUGGCAAUUUAAUUUUGGGUAGCACAUACAAAACCCGAAUUAAUAAAAUAAUGAAUAUCCAGAAAAAAAAUGUACGUUUAAUGACAUUUAAGUCGUACUUGGAACACACUGAGGCUAUAUUCAAAGAAUUACAUAUACUUGAUAUUUUUAAAAUCAACAAUUAUUUAACUGCUUUAUUUAUGUUUCGAUAUCAUCAUCUUAAAAAUUUAGCAGAAUAUUUUACUAACUACUUCGUUACAAACGAGAAACGCAUCAAAACUUUUUAAAUGUUAUAAGAGAACAAAUGAUGUAAAACACACUCUUUCAAAUAAAGGAGUUGAUGUGUGGAACAAAUUAGAAACAAAUCUGAAAGACAUAAAUUUCUAUAAUACCUUCAAGAAACUAAUUAAGCAACACUUGAUACUAAAUCCAGUUACAAAUACAUAGAUUCAGAAAUCACACUUUCUUUAUGCAGACAAUGUCUGUCCAUGCAUUGUCAUUAUGGAAAAAAUAUCAUAUAAUAAUCUAACUAGUAUAUCUCUUUAUCUUAAUAUUGUAAACACUACAGUAUUUACCCUUCAUACCACAAAUUUGUAAAUAUCUUGUAUAUACCUUGUAAAACUUUUCUUUUGCAAUUAAUAUUAUCUUAAAAAUUACUGUAAAUAAUAAAAUAAUCUAAAUAGGACAUGACUAGUGGCCUAGAAACAAAAGCAUGCAAAGGUUUCUAGUAGGUCUCUAGCCCAAAUAGUUAAUUUGUAAUAAUGUAUUAAUAAUUGUAAUGUACAUGGGAAAAUAAAUUUGGGGGCGAUUUUGACAAAAUUUGUUUUGUCAAUGUGCAUUAACUUUGCUGAUAUUUGCUGGAACGGUCUCAAGGAAUUUGUCCAAGAUUGUAGCUGUAGGUCAGGAAGUCUUUAUGUUAUAGUUAAAAUAUGAGCGGCUAAAAAUGCCCAUAAGAUCAGUUGCGAGUAUUUUAACGAACUUGUGAAAUGAACCAAGGCACGCGCGCUUCAUGAGCAUGCAUUUACAGCGUUAAUACAUAGUGAUACUUGCGUUUUAAUCAAAAUAUAUAAAUCGCCGUUCUGCUUCUGAAUUAGUAUUUAUAACUUUCAUAAACUUCCCUCUAUACUCUCUAUUGGCUCUGCCACUGUUUUAGAGUGGUGCAAUUAGAACAUCGGCGGACGAAAUGCUUUUUGUGCAGCCUCUUGCCAAUCGUUUGUUUGAAGGAUACAAGUCUUUGUCAAAACAACGACCUCAUUUGGUAGUUAAACGCACAGUCAAAGAAUUAAAUCAACUGACAGAGCAAAUUUUUGAAGAAGAAGGUUUGUUGAUGAAUAAAGUAACGGAUAUCAUGCAAUGCGCACAUAAACGAAAAUUAUCAUUUUUAGUUCAUUACUCUUUCAAAGAUGUACUUACACCUUUUCUAUUGCAGUGAUUUGCUACUAUAUUAUUUUCAAAGAAACUAAUUUCUAUAAUAGGGAGAUUCUUCAUCUGUUAUUUGACGAAGCCCAAAAUCAAAAAUGUUGGAUCAAUCCUACUUUCUCUCCAUAUCGUCUUUAUACCUGCAUGCAAUAUCAAACUAUCUAUAUAACAACUAAUUUCAUUACCAUGUCACAUUAUUUUUCCACGCUAGAGCUUCCAAAACCGCAGGAAGACUGGGACUAUGCCGAAUCUGAAAUCACUGAUUAUCAUUCUCAGCACAAAUUCCUAGAAGUAAUCUACGUUGGGGAUCACUUGAUUACUCAACAGAUUGGGUUAAUUGAAUUACCUGAAAUGUUGCUGAUUAUUGGAAAUGUGGUAAGGCACAAAACUCGAGUACGGUACUCAGUGGAUAAAGAAACUUUACAUGAAGACGACGGUGUGGGAAGGGAAGGUGCAUGGGAAAAUUAGUUAAAAAUAUUCAGAUCAAACACAACUUGGGGCAUGUUGUCCUUAUCUAUUCAACCAUGUUUUAAUGUUCACAAAACAGUAUGUUGACCACCAUCUUUACUCAGAAUGGCUAUAGAAUUCUAUAGAAUAAGAAUUCCAAAUUAAUGCAAAAUGUUCUAUUUUACAUGUCAGCAGGGGCGUAGGAAGCUUCGAAAAGUUGGGGGGGGGGCAGGCUUUGAGGGGCACUUUUCGAAAAAAAAGGGCAUGGCUAAAAAUUAUUUUUGGCGACCUCUCCCCCCCGUCGCCAAAAAAUUUCGGUCAGUGUACCAUUUUAGGGGUCAAAAUAUUUUCCGGACAUACCAAAAAAAAUUUUCCGGAUAUACUACAUUUUUUCCUAAAUACGAAAAGAUUUUCCGGACAUACCAAAAAAUUUUCCGAAUAUAUGAUAUUUUUCCCUGAAAUUAAAACAUUUUUUCGGAAAUAACAUUGAUUGAAGUUUUCAAAAGUGCCCUUUGGGCUAAAAAAUGCAAUUUUAAUGAAAAUGUUUCACGCAAAAAAGGGCACUUUGCUCCUGGAAAAAGGGCACUUGCCAAAAUGAGAAUUAUUACUGAUCAGAAGUUCAAUAUGGUUCUAUAAUUUACUUCACAUUUUCAGGAAAUCAUACACUUCAUUGCAGGUUGCAAGGAUGUUUACCGACAGCACAUUUGGUGAAAAGAAAAUAACUUACGUCAUAACAAAAAUAGUGAUUUUGAGCAACGGAGAGGUACUGAAAAAAUAGGUUUGGAAGCGCUUUCAACUAUAGCUUAAUAACUAUGCAGAACAAAUAUGAUAUGUACCAAACAAUUAACUUGCUUCAUUUAAUAAUUGUAUUUUUGCGUUUCGUUUAGCUUAAAUAUUUCAAAAACGCUACAAAUGGCGCAAAACUAACAGCAUUUGGUCGUUGGAUGAGAAAAACUAACCCCGCUGAUGACGAAGAUCCAAAUCACGUAGACAUUGGCACAUUAUUCACGAGGUAGAUCUGUAUUUCUAGUAUUUCCACCCGUCAUUGAGAUUCGUUAUCGUGUAUGGAGUGAGUCAAGUGUUACGAUCUCGCCCUUGACUUUUAGGCAGUGGCAAAGGCAGCAUAAGCUAAUUGCAGAUCAGGGGCCCAGGAUCAGGGGCGGUGCUAAAGCAUGUGUGGGGGGUGGGAGGGGGGGGGCGGAACACCUCAUUCAGUCACUAGAUAGUCGGGAAAAUAUUGAAAACUAGUCAGCAAAACAUGGAUUUGGAUAGGAAGAAAAAAUUAAAAUAUUUGAGUGACACCAAUAAUAGAAAAUAAAGACUGAUAGCUAAAAUGUGGAGAAAUUCACGAAAACAUUAAAUGGAACGAACAGAUAAUGAUAAAUAUGUUGUGGAUCGGAAUUUUUUUUUUAUGUCAAGCCGCCGUCCCCCUUGCAGUGAGCCGGCAAAAUUUCCCUUGAUAACUCGGCAAAAUUCACUUGCUGUACAUCCCCUGCCCGUUCGAAGAGGUCUAGCGCCGCCUCUGUCCAGGAAUAUUGGAAGUUUGUUGACUCCUCAACCCGAAAAUUUCUGAUUUGCUAUUUUCUGUAGCAAGCUAAGUGCAAGAUCCUUAAGGAUUGUCGUUUAUAUACAAGUGCGAAAGUUAAGUUUAAGUGCGAAAAACACGGUGAAUAAAUGGAUACAAUAUACAUACUUCCGACACGCCGUAGUUGUUACAGUCACUAUAUGUCCCACAAGCUGUUUUGGUUUUGCGUAAAAAAGCGAUUUAUAACUUAGGAAUUCCCAUGAGUUUCACCUAUUUCGUAUUUUAUUCGCCCGUCUAACCCAAUUCAGUAGCAAACCCGGAAGAAUUUAUUGGAUUCUUUUAAGGUUGCAGAAAGUUGUUGGUAAAUACAGGGUGUCUCAAAAAAACCGCUACCCUUGGAAAUUCACCAUUGUUCUAAUUUGAAUGCCUGAGUGCUAUCUUGAACUCAUGGGUGCAUGAACAAUUUGAAUGGAAUUUUAUGCUUGAGAAGUUAUUGAAAAGUUUCUGGUUUUGUUCAGCAUAUGACUGAUUGAUUUAAACGCAACAAAAAUACGUAAGUUAAACAAAACGUUGUUUAUUUUUACAAUUAUUAAGCACCUCGUCCUUCGACGUGGCCCCCAUUUCUCUCAACACAAAGUAAUGUUCGUCUAUGCAUAUCACGCACGGCUCGGCUAAUGAGGGCAGGCUGUUGUCGUAAAGCAUCAAACUCUUCGAUGAUUCUUUGGCGAAACGCAUCAAUAAAGGUUCAGGCAUUCAAAUUAGAACAAUGGUGAAUUUCUAAGGGUAGCGGUUUUUUUGAGACACCCUGUACACUUAUAUCAAUGUUUAACUCCUUUGGGAAUUAAAUCACAAAUAUUAGGCAUAUAAUUGAUUAGCAAAAUAUAACAAUUAGAUGCAUGGUGCUAACAUUUAUGCAUAAACAGUCAGCCUCAUAAUAACAACACGCCCAUUAGAGAGUCGGUGUUUUUAACAUAAGUGCACAACUUUAAUUGAAUUAGCUCUUGGAAUAUUUUUUCUUACCUCCCUCCCCACAUUUUCUGCUCGGGCCGAGCAGAUCGGCUAUUAAGCAAAGUAGUAUUGAAGAAUAAUAGAGGGAAGAUCUCCUAAUUUCGCCACUGCUCCUGGAAAGGGACUCGCGAAAUUCAACUACUUAAGUACUUAACAAAUAGAUAAAUAAGAUUUUGCCGUUGUCUGUUCAGUUAUAGAUACACAUGCAGUCAUAAUGUAGGAAGAUCAAACUUCAUAUCCUGGACAGGCCUAGGGGCGGCGCUAGACCUCUUCGAAUGGGUGGGGGGUGUAAGUGAAUUUUGCCAAGUUAUCAAGAGAAAUUUUGCUGGCUCACUACAAGGGGGGAGGUAACAGCGGUUUAACAUAAAAAAGCGAGUCACUUUUCGUUCUUCGCACUGAACAGACAACGGCAAAAUCUUAUCUAUUUGUUUUAUAUAAUAAAAAGAAAACCCCGAGUUAAACACCCAAACAUUUGGAAAUUUGAAAAAGUCGAAAUUUUACAAAUAUCACGCGUACAUGAUCUAUACAAAUAGGGGAAUUCUAUUGACUGUUAUGAUUGGCUGUACAGAACAGAGGCCGCAGCUGAUCAAAUUGCUUAUUUUUAUUCGAAAUAUAAAUACAAAUUUAUCAAAACAACAUUAUUUAAACGUAAGAAAAAUAUUCUGUUUUAAAAAUGGACUUUUGUAAUUUAGAGGAGCUAAUUCUUGCCUUGUAUAAAGAAAAUCACCUUCAAACAGAUUUACUACCCACUUGGUAUUUCUCUUCGUAGCAGGCGACUGAGACUGCGCGAGAAUUUGCAUGGGAAAGCCGCUCGCUGGUUUUAACGUAAGUUAGCGAACUGGCUUCUCGUCUUUUGUAUCUUUUGUUGCUCUUCGUAUUUGUCAACAGCUUUCACGGUCGUCUUUGCCCAGUCAGGCAUAAAUUCAAUGGAGACGAGUUUUCAAAUAUUUCCGCCAUUCAAGUUUAUUUAAAAACCAAAACAAAGUUUUGCGUGAAGUAACUUCGUACGUCUAUCCUCUAAUAUCAUGAUCAUGGCUCCCGACCAAUGAAAGCGCUUCGGAAUUCCUAUAUAACGUUAUUUUAUAAUAUACAUAAUAGUUGGUCAUAAUUUAACGUCUAAUUAUUUUCUCUUUUUCCAGUUACACUGGUGGAGGUACGUAUACUAUAUAUAUACAUAUAUAACUAAUUUAAAUUAAACAAUCUUGCAAUAAAAUGUCAGCUCUUGCAGUCUUGGACAAGGAUAUAAAUAAAUUUAUGGAAUACGGUUUUUUAAAUUUUUUAUGAAAGGAUUGGCGCUAUCUGGAGGAAUGUGUUCUUACAGAGAUGUGAGAUCUGUAGUUGGUUCAAUCGGUUUGAGUUCGUCAGCCAUAGCUGCACACGAAAAUUUUCACAAGUAUGUACGAAUAUAUAUAUAGAAUUAAAAAUUACGCGGGCUGAUUGGAUAAAUAACUAAUUUGAAUUAAAGAUUAUACGGGAUCCGUAUAAUUCAAUUGAAUGGCAAACACGCACUGAAAUUCUUUUUUCCAGCUUUGGUUUUGGUCAUGAUAUUGAUCGAGGUUGUUCUAACGGGCGAAACAUUAUGUCAACAUAUGUUCCUUCUGGAAAUGCUGCUUUCACAUGGUCUAACUGCUCGAGGCAAUACGCACAGAAUUUUUUGAGGUGAAUAUAAUAUACAACUGAUCUAUUAUUCGCCAUAAAACAGGAAUGAACUAUCUGUACGCACGCAGUUAUUGUGAUGACAGAAACAUCAUGAGUCAGUUAUAAUUAGACAAACCGAGAUCUGAACUGAUGUCGUUGCAAAAUAUGCGAUGGUCCUUACCAUAUAAAAUACCGAAAAAAAAUUCCGAAAAGAUGCUUCUUGAAAUUCGAAGUAUGGAUAAAAUUAAGACAAAAUUCCACAUGCUUUUUUUGUUGACUUUGUCUUUAUACUCAGAUUGUUGUACAAUAAUAAUUCAGUACAUUGUACAUACGGUGUGUACUUGUGACGGCUAUGAAUUUGAUUAAUUUGCAGUUUGAAUUUUUAGAUCACAUUGGUCUCGUUGUCUAAACGAUAUCCCACAAGCCAAACGACCAACACUGCCACCCCUGAUACAAGGUCAGUUUCCUGGAACCAUAUUUGAUGGGGAUAAACAAUGUGAAUGGAAACAUUCAUUCGGAUAUAAGCAGUGCUUGAAAGAGGUAACUUUCUUAUAGUAACUUGAGGAGUAUCUUAUAAAGUAUAAUUUCCCGCGCUGAUAUAUUUUCAUUGCCAAUGGUGGUAAUUUUAACCAAUAGAGAUUUUGUGAUCAGCUAGAGCAAAUUAAAAGUCCAUGACCUAGUCUUCAUUCUUGCUGCAAACUUUUAUAAGUGACCACUGACUAACGUAACGAAUUAAAUUUUAUGGAAAACUGUUUCCGGGGGAAUGUUGAAAACUGUUUCUGGGAGAAUGUCAAACUGGAUUCGCAAAAACAUAGAAAAGAUCAUGAUCACAAUUGACCAUAGAAGUCCUUACGCCACGUCACUGUCAGAUAAUGGAUAGUUGACCCACAUGUAUCCCAGCCUCGUACCCAGGUGUCUUCUGCACAAUUUAUUUCAAUUCAGUCUUCUUGCAUAAUUUAUCCAUUUCAGUACACGCGCGCGGGGGUGCUUGGGGAGGACGCGCAUUUAAGAUAAAAGCGCUUGUGUACGAGCCUGCAUGUAUCCCACAAUGCACUGCGUAUACCUAAUGUUUUGAUGGAUUAUUGUUAUAAAAUGAAAAUCCAUAUUAUUGCAUUUUGGGUCAAUUCGUGAUCCACAUAUGUAAGCGUUCUAUAGAUAAAAAUUUCUUAAAAAGAUUGUGAUUGUGAUACUGGUGCAUUGUAAUAUUCAGUAUUUCUAUGGGAUAUACCAUGCAGUCUCUGUUCGUUGCAGUCAUGUUCAACGUUAUUUUGCACUCGUAAUGGUAUUACGUGCUACUCAUCUGGCGGGACACCUGCUGAUGGAACUAAAUGUGGGGAUGGAAAGGUGUGCAAGAUUCUUUAUAAGAUAUGCAUGUUAUCUGAAUUAUAUCAAUACUAAUAAUCAUAGAUACCAUAAGUCCAUGCGUACCAUAUGUAGUGUUGUUAAGACACACCUCUCUUACAUAAUUGGCAUUAAGUAUAUUUCGAUACUUUACUUAAGGGGGAGGAGUACAGUACGUUAUUAAUUUGGUUCAAGGAAUAAUGAGAUAUACUUAAAAUUCAACACCAUAAAUUAAAAAAUGCCCGACCUCUAACUGACGUUAAUCUUCAUUGUAUGUGCAGUGGUGUAUUCGAGGUUCCUGUGUAGACAAUGGUUCACCACCAGUUCAUGGUAACUGGGGAUCAUGGUCUGAAUAUACAUCUUGCACGAGGACUUGUGGUGGCGGAGUUCAACAUCGAACAAGAGAGUGUGACAAUCCAAGGUAUACUAAGUAUUGUUUAAGGAUAUAUUCAUAAGUUAUUUUUACAAAUCCAAUAACUAAUUUAUCUUGCAGUGUUGUAACGAGUCACGUACAGGUCGAGUCACGAGUCGAGUCGAGUCACUCAAUGGUCGAGUCACGAGUCGAGUCGAGUCAUUUCAGUCUCUGAUCGAGUCGACUCGAGUCAGCGGCUUCACUCGAGUCGAGUCGAGUCGAGUCACUGGUUUAAGUCGAGUCGAGUCAAUAGCUAAACUUGACUUGAGUCAGGGAAUUUCAUCAAGUCCACCCCACGCUUUCCGUGAUGGUUCGUUACCCUAGCUUGUAGUCUCAAAUUAGUAAUCAAAUUUACCUUUUAAAUUAAACCAAUUACUUUAGUCAUUUAAUUUAACAGUGUCUGGGCAGCUAGGCUGUACCAAUAUCACAGUUCUAGUCAGUAUUAAGUACGACCUCGUAUGCCUGCUGAUGAGCUGAUCGAGUGUACGUACAUACAGCUAGCAUAACUUGCAACUGGAGCCGGAAUUAACAAAGAAUAGACUUCAAUAAUCACGCUUUGUAAGUUAAUUUAAAAUGAUAUAACAUGACUUCAUACUGGCACUAGCGUUGUUUCUAAAAACAGAAAUGUAACAGGCAUGCCCGUCAGGGAUGUAUUCUAUGCAAAUCCCCAUAUAUUUUCUGAUAAAAAAGUUUCGAAGUCCUCAUUGUUCACAUGAAGGACUCAUUAGGGCCAUUUAUACGGGACAAAAUAAGACGCGACUUACAUAAGACGCGACUUAAAUAAGACGCGAGUUUGUCGUAUAAAAGGUACAAAAUUCUUAUGUAAGAUAUAGACGCGUCUUACAUAAGAACAGGACUUUUAGCUGUUCUUAUUUAAGCCGCGUCUUAAAUAAGAAAUUUUAGACAAAAAUUCUAACUACACAUGCCCGAAACUUGAAACAACGUAAAAUUAUUAGCCUUGCAUAUUCGAACAAAAACAACCGAAACAACAUUAUAGCUAUAGCAAGUAAAUAAGAAUAAAUCCGUAGAGAACCAUUUAUGCGAUAACUCAGCUUAUAUAAGACGCGUCUUAUGUGCGACUUAUUUUGUCCCGUAUAAAUGGCCCUAAUGAUCUUCCCAAGCAACACAAUCACAAUAAUUUUGAUGAAUUUAUUCUGUACAAGUUGUAGCUGAUUUGACUCGAGUCAUUUAGUGCAAAAAUCAGAAAGUCGAGUCCGAGUCGAGUCAUUGGGGCUGUUGACUCGAGUCGAGUCAUUUUUCAUAUUGUGGACACGAGUCGAGGCGCUGAAAAUAACCGACUCGAGUUGACUCGAGUCCGAGUCAAUGACUUGACUCGUUACAACACUGCUAAUUUGACAAUGUUCCUAACUGCAAGCAUAUCAGGCAGGGCAAAGAAUAAGCCAUCUUUUUACCACUCCAUGGGCCUGAUUUAGAUUUAAAAUUAUACCUUUCAGUUGAAUUAAUUGAUGUUAAUAUUAUUAUUAUUGCCUCAACGUUACUGCAUGACAAUUUUUUUUUUAUUGUUUUGUAAUCUAUAUACUUGUACUACCAUUGGUUUAGCAAGACGUAAAAUACUUAACUAGAUUUUCAUUACAAACAGUUACCAACUAGAAUUUUCCCUCCCCUAUUAUACAUUCAGACCGAAAAAUAGAGGAUUACAGUGUGUUGGGUCAAGCACUGGGCAGUACAGAACAUGUAACACUGAA